Paramecium sonneborni is the source of this 660-nucleotide messenger RNA. The record is from the annotation of a GenBank genome assembly. NCBI's taxonomy places the organism in Eukaryota, Ciliophora, Oligohymenophorea, Peniculida, Parameciidae.
AUGAGUUCUCAUGAACUUAACAGCAAAUAUGAUAUAAUUAUAAGAAGGUAAUUGGAGACCAAAUUAUUAUUUCCAUUUUUCUUAAUUAAAUUUUAAAAUUUAGAUUUCUAUAAUGGGGGUUGGUAACUAAUUAUGUAAGUUGAACAUAUUGGAGGUUUAUGCGAGGAAUGUGAUGUAGAUAAUAUUAUUGGUAAUGGAUAUUACUUUAAGAAUUAAUGGGAUCUAAUUUGUUUCAGUUGUUUUGGAAUUGAUAAUGGAACUCUUCCAUUUCUAUUAGCCUUAAUUUAGAAUUAGUUGAUUUUAUAUUAUUUAAAGCUUUAAUAUUUAUAACUUUAUAACUUUGACUUUGAGAAGUAUUCAAAAAUCUAAUAGAUUAUUUGCAUCUUUAAAAAUUGGAUAAAAGUUUAGUAAUAUAAUAUAUAGAUUAAAUCAAGAUAUAUUUAUAAUUAUAAUUAAUUAUCAGAUCAUGAAACCAUAUUAAUUAAAAUGUUUUAAAAUAUAUGUGGAUAUUCUCUGUCAUUUUCACUUUUAAUAUUAAUUUUUAGUUUUAAUUUACCUUAAUUGAUUCAACUAGUAAUAGUUUUGACUUUAUGGCAUACAAUUUAGAUUGUUAUUCACUAAAUUUUUGGAUUCAUUUAAUAUAUUUACGAAUCUUUUUGA